This is a messenger RNA of Elgaria multicarinata webbii, 2056 nucleotides long. It is a transcript of the gene CBX1, whose product is annotated as chromobox 1. Gene Ontology annotation, biological process: negative regulation of transcription by RNA polymerase II; chromatin organization. Bases 235 to 804 code for a protein of 189 amino acids. Gene Ontology annotation, cellular component: nucleus; pericentric heterochromatin. The record is from RefSeq and is a predicted model, not a curated record. The transcript is spliced from 5 exons. NCBI's taxonomy places the organism in Eukaryota, Metazoa, Chordata, Lepidosauria, Squamata, Anguidae. Gene Ontology annotation, molecular function: chromatin binding.
GCAUGCGCAGUGCGUCUCGGCGGGUAGAGGGGUUGCAGCGCUCUUUUGUUUGGCGGAGGCGGAUUGAACUGGGGAGGCCCGUUGUCCAACCGUCGCUCUCUCCUUCUUUCAAGCGGGACCGGCUUGUCCCAACUGCCUCUCGCACCUUCGUCGCGUUCCCCGCGUGCCUGUUUGUUCUUAUUUCCCCUCGUGCGUUCUGAGUGGGGCUGAACAAGCCUCCUUUAAACCGCAAAAAUGGCAAGCACAAUGGGGAAAAAGCAAAACAAGAAGAAAGUGGAGGAGGUCCUCGAAGAAGAGGAGGAAGAGUAUGUAGUGGAGAAGGUCCUUGACAGGCGGGUAGUGAAAGGCAAAGUGGAGUACCUGCUCAAGUGGAAGGGCUUCUCAGAUGAAGAUAACACAUGGGAACCAGAGGAGAACCUUGACUGCCCCGACCUCAUUGCGGAGUUCCUGCAAUCCCAGAAAACUGCACAUGAGAGUGACAAGUCAGAGGGAAGCAAGCGCAAGGCUGAAUCGGACUCUGAGGAUAGGGGGGAGGAAAGCAGACCAAAGAAAAAGAGAGAGGAGGCUGAGAAACCAAGAGGCUUUGCAAGAGGUUUUGAACCAGAGCGGAUUAUUGGUGCCACAGAUUCCAGUGGGGAGCUCAUGUUCCUGAUGAAGUGGAAGAACUCUGACGAAGCUGACCUGGUCCCUGCCAAGGAAGCUAAUAUCAAGUGCCCACAGGUGGUCAUCUCGUUCUACGAGGAGAGGCUGACAUGGCACUCCUAUCCCUCGGAGGACGAUGACAAGAAGGAUGACAAGAACUAACCUGCCCACCUUUCUGUCCCCAUCCCUCCUCUGGCCGACUUUUGUAUUAAAACAUCGGACUGGGUUUGAACAUGAGAGGAAGUGAAGAGGCACUUGGCUGAGGUGGCAGGGAAAGAUACCCCCUGUAGAAACAGGACAAUUUCUGUGCCCUCGAUAGUUUGGUGUAGCGGCACUCUGCCCCUUCCUUCCUUUCUCAUCCUAUAUACCUGGGGAAGUAGGGGAGAACUGGUGAGUGUUUCCCAGCGGUUCCUUGCUUGGGGGAUGAAGCAAAAUUAACUCCAUGCAGGAUGAAGCCUGGGGGUUGGACAGGCUGCCAAAAGGGACAGCAGGUGGAGGCUGCGUGUUCUUCGACGACCAUCUCUGUGAUUUGCAGCCUCUUUCAAUAGUGUUAACUGCAUUUUUACAGCUUAGCAUGUGUGUAGUUUUUCUUUCUUCCUUUUUCCUAUUAUUGGUGUAUCGUUGGGGUGGGAAGGGGGGGGUGCGUUCUGAUUGAUUUGGUAUGGGGAGUGGUUCACAGUGUUCUGUAUCCGGAAAUAUGAUUCUUACAAAAUAUAUGCCUCGUCCUGCAAGUGAAAUCCCCUACACUUAACUGAGAGGCGGCAAUGAAUGCGAAGUGUGAAAAGUUAUGGUAUGAGACUGCAACCAUGAAUGCAGCCAGCUACCAAGAUGAGGCUUCUAAAACGAGAGAGAAGGUAGUUUCCACAGAUAUUUUGAUCUUCUCUAGUCCAGGUGACAACAUGCAAUCCCAAAGUUACACAAUGUUUUCUUACAACUUCUGCAACCUUAUUUUAUUCUGUCCAGCAACUCUGGGGUCCUGCUUAGUUUUUAUUUUUCUUUAUAUAUGUGAAUUUGAGAAUCAAGAUGUCUGGGGGUGGUAAGGAAAGUGGGUAUGAAAUCUACCUAUACAGCACAAUGUAGAUUUCAGAACGUUUUGUAAACACCUAUCUUCUGUUCAGACUUGGGCAUUAGUGAUUGCUUUCCUCGCCCUAGUCCUCUGAUUUCAUUUUUAAUCUAGCAGAUUUCUGUUUUACAAAGGACAUAAUUUUACCUCUGAAUUUGCUCAAACCCUAGCAAGCCACCAACAACUCCUCCUUCAUGGGGUGGUAUGUAUGUAGACAUGUAUUGUACAAACCUUUUUUAAAAUAAAGCAUGUGUUUUAGGUUUCUGUGAAAAUGUUGUCUAAAACUUAAGUGUUUGGAUUUUAACUUCAUACUGAACUGUCUUUUUGUCUCAAUAAAACUUUAGAUUUAUA